Betta splendens (Siamese fighting fish) is the source of this 4267-nucleotide messenger RNA. It is a transcript of the gene ndrg4, whose product is annotated as NDRG family member 4. The record is from RefSeq and is a predicted model, not a curated record. Bases 578 to 1636 code for a protein of 352 amino acids. The transcript has 15 exons. Gene Ontology annotation, cellular component: cytoplasm. NCBI's taxonomy places the organism in Eukaryota, Metazoa, Chordata, Actinopteri, Anabantiformes, Osphronemidae. Gene Ontology annotation, biological process: brain development; signal transduction; positive regulation of ERK1 and ERK2 cascade.
CUUUAGUUGUGGCUGAUGGAUGACUCUUGAGUGCAGAGCUUUCUGAUCUGGGGUCAGACUUACCUGUACAGUAGAGGUGGUCUGCUAUUUGUCAUCCACAGUGUUUGUUUCAUUAGUUCUAUUUAAAGCAGUAAAUCACAGUUAUAAAUGAAUACCACACUCACUGAGGAAAUCACAGACAGGGAAGCGGAACGCAGUUGAGAGGAGAGCAUCAGUGGUGCUGAUGCGAGAGAAGGAAACAAUGUGUUGCCUACAUGAUAAAAACUGACAAGAACGUUGACCAAUCCUGCACAGAGGCGUUAAUCAUGUGAGCCAAUCAUCUCAAGCCUUCAGCAUCGCAUAGUCUCUCUGCCUAUAGUGUGCGAGAUAAGGAGACGGAGGAAACUAGUGGGAGGAGGGCAGCAGCGGAGCGGUUUAAGAGCCUGGGUGGGAGUAGUGGUGAACACACUGAGACACUGCAGCACUGAAUAAGCAGCUCUGCAGUCUGCUGCCAGUCCCCUCCAGGACCCAGUCUUUGCAGUCUUUCCGUCUGUGUCCUCGUCUGUUCGCUUGGCUGGUCCACAGCUACUGCGUAAACAUGCCUGAGUGCUGGGACGGGGAACAUGAUGUUGAGACCCCUUAUGGGAUGCUGCAUGUGGUGAUCCGUGGGGCACCCAAGGGGAACAAACCAGCGAUCCUCACCUACCACGAUGUGGGGCUGAACCACAAGCUGUGCUUCAACACGUUCUUCAGCAAUGAAGAUAUGCAGGAGAUCACCAAGCACUUUGUCGUGUGCCACGUCGAUGCCCCUGGACAGCAGACUGCAGCUGCAGCGCUGCCUCAGGGGUUCCAGUACCCCACCAUGGAUCAGCUGGCUGGAAUGCUGCCCACCGUGGUGCAGCACUUUGGAUUCAAGAGCAUCAUCGGGAUCGGCGUUGGCGCUGGAGCUUACAUUUUGGCCAAGUUUGCUCUCAUGUUCCCGGACCUAGUAGAGGGCUUGGUUCUGCUCAACAUAGACCCCAAUGGCAAAGGAUGGAUUGACUGGGCUGCCACCAAGCUGUCAGGUCUGACCAGCACUCUGCCAGAUACUGUGCUGCCACAUCUUUUCAGUCAGAUGGAGCUGAUGAACAACACAGAGCUGGUGCAGAGCUACCGGCAACAGAUCAACAACACCAUCAACCAGUUUAACCUGCAGCUCUUCUGGAACAUGUACAACAGUCGGCGGGAUCUGGAGAUGAACCGUGGUGGAUCUGUGCUCAACGCCAAGACCCUGAAGUGUCCUGUGAUGCUGGUGGUAGGAGACAACGCCCCUGCUGAGGAGGGAGUGGUUGACUGCAACUCCAAACUGGACCCCACCAACACCACCUUCCUAAAGAUGGCUGACUCUGGUGGACUCCCCCAGCUCACACAGCCUGGAAAGUUGACCGAAGCCUUCAAGUAUUUCCUGCAGGGAAUGGGCUACAUCGCUUAUGUGAAGGAUCGGAGGUUAAGUGGAGGGCCAGUGCCUUCCGCCAGCAUGACUCGACUGGCCCGCUCCAGGACGGCGUCCCUCACCAGCGCGGGCUCCGUGGAGGGGUCCCGCUCCCGGGCCUGCACGCACUCCGACAGCACCGAGGGCGUGGGCACCGUCACCCAGACUAUGGAGGUGUCUUGCUGAAGAGUCCCUGAAAGAGGGAGGAGGGGGUAGGGGGAAGAAGAGAGAGACAGGAAGGGGUGCCGGCAAAGAAACAAGGGGUAAUGAAGUGUGAGCAAGAAAAUGUGAUCCAAGAGUAGGAAGGAAGGUCUAUAAAUAAGGUGGAGACAGGUCUCUUCGUCCUAAACUAUCUCCCCGUAUCCCUGUGCUUGCCAUUCUCUCCCAUCUACUGUAAAUAUCACAUGCAUUACUACUUAAAAGCCCUAACCCUGUUUCAGCACCAUCUCCCUCCCUUUGCACUUAAAGAUGUAGGAAACAUUUUUGUUCUUGAUGUGUCUUGACGUGUGUCCCACCGUCCCCCAUCCACAGAGCAUUAAAGAGGUGUAAGCGUGAGCUGUGGAAAAGAAAAGAGAUCUGACGAGGGAGGCGCGUAAAAAACAAAGGCAUCUGUGUUUGUACGCAAUGCUUUGUGUGUGUGUGUGUGUGUGUGUGUGUGUGUGUGUGUGUGUGUGUUUGAAUGAAGUGGCAGUAACUCUCUCUGUGUUUGAACGUGAGUGGUUAGUCGCAGGUGGGAGUCAGACAACAAAACACAGCCUAGUAUAGUUUAUAUAUAUAUGUAUAUGUGUGUAACUAGUACUUAGAACUUCUCUACCACUAGGUAGUGGAUUCAUAUAAAAACAUAUUUCAUUGCAAUCAGGAGUAUGUUAGUCUAUUAUAGCUCACAGAAGCAUUGUCCAUUUUUAUUGCCUUGAUCAGGACAGCGUGUACAUGAUGUGGCCAAAGUUGAAAUAAUGUGGAUUUAUGUGUGAACUGAGCACGACUUCCAGGUAGCUUCAUCAGCCGGAGAACAGUAUGCUGGAGUGAGUAGAUGUUAAACUCUUCAACUUCAACAGGGGUCAGAGUUCUCUUUUCUCCCACUGAUGAAGCUGCUGGCUGGACAGUGACAUUUUUGGACUGAUGACCUAAUAUGAUUGAGAUCUGGGCGUUGAAGUUCACGUUUUUUCCCUUGUGCCACAUUAGUUCAGUUCAUCCUAAAUGUCUAAGACAAUUCAUUACAUGGACGUGUGUGUGCGUGUGAAUGGGAAUAACCGUGUCUGAGCAAUGUGUAGUUGUGGUUCACUGUGUUGUGUAACAUGACAAUCAAACUGACCCAAGCCAAACUGGACAGAGGCCGGACCAGGCUGCCUUCGAGGUCACAGUCACAGAACCCACAUGUGCAUGAAUAUGUCAGAGCUGUCUCCACAAGCCCUCAUGCGCCAUAAAAAUGAAAACACCUACAUUUACACUUACCUAGAUCCAUACCUUUAUAUCCAGUGUAGCCAUCAAUUCACCACCUGACUAGAAUGAGUUGUGUGGUGUUGUCUGUCAUUUUGCACCACCAGACAUUUUUUAAUGCCUUCAUAUACCGCUGUGUCCUGUCAAAUAGGGCAUUCCUUCCUACCACGGAGGUGUGCACCUCCCUGAGGCGGCCUGUGAGGGACGGGGCUUUUUUGGAGCCACCUGGGCUCCGAGCGCAGAAUGUAGGGCGACCCCCAGCCACCUUAGAACAAACCCCUCCUCCCUUUAAAAACACACACGGUGCCCCGGCCCUCACAGGCAGACCCAGGUGCACCCCAAAGGGCUAUCAGCUGAAGGCCAUUUGUGUCAGUUGUGUUUCUGGGCACUAGGAGGGUAACAGGUGACAGAAAUAUAGAGAAUAAACAUCUCUAUACAAAAAUACCCAAACACAGAGAGGGAUACUGACAUAAUAACAGCUGGAUGGAAGAAUGGUAAGUGUGUGUGUGUGUGUGUGUGUGUGUGUGUGUGUGUGUGUGUACUUGCUGAUGCUGAAGAUGUAGUGAAAUGGUUUAAAAUGUUGUUUUGAUGCUGAUGUAGAGAUUUGGAGAGAACGCUGACCAGUUUUUUCUCAGAGCAGCGUCCAGAAACGUUAUUCCACUGAAGUUUGCAUGUGGCCGAAUCUGUCUUUGACCAUAUGUCAGUGUUUGCUACUGUAGCUGUUUUUGGUUUCCUUCUACUCUACGUCUACCCAGAUUACCUGGGGGGUCCUGAAUGUAACGCAUCCCUUAUGAAGUGCUGUUCAGCCUCGUCCUCCCACAGGCCCACUUCUGUUCCAGGAUGAUAAAUUCUGAUUUAGUUUCCUGCUCCUCUACCAAGUCUAUCAGUAUUGAAGUUCAGUAUGUAUUUCUGAAAAUACACAACCCGUUAGCACUAGAUCUGUUUGUAUAGUCCUCGCUUCUUUUUCAGAGAGCAGGUUUCCCCGCCUCAAUGCUCCAACUCUAAUGUAUUGUGAAGAAAACGUUGAUGUGUUUUUCUUCCUCUUUGGUUGAAAUUUCUCUUUUUUAGGAAACAGACUAUAAUCCAUCUUGAUAUGACGAUGUUAGUUCAUGUACUACUGCUAUUCUUCUUCUACCAUUAUAAUUGAUUUGUACCGAGCAAUAAAUUCUUUUCUCUCUCGUCUAAAUAGAUUCAUAGUGGGAAUCUUCCCUUUGAGCUUGUUUCCGUUAAUGGUAGAAAGACUCACCUGCUCUGUUGUCAUUCAGAUGUGUCCUGUAAAGUUUACCUAUAUUAUAUAUAAAUACAUAAAUGAAUUACGCUGUUCCUGUCCGUGUACUGUUCAAGUAACAACAGAAAAAUAAAGACUUUGUCAGAAUGUGA